UGAUGGGCAAGCAAGCGUUAAUUAAGCAAUAGUACAGAUAUGUCCUAUGUAAAGGCGAUAGAUGGUCAUCAGCCAAAAGCACUAGCUAUAUAGCUAGCUAGCAAUCCGCUGCAACCAGCAACCUUUACCUAGCCUCAUCCUGCUCAUCGGCCGGCCAUUCACCGGCCAGCCACAAGAAAGACAUCAACAUAUGCGGAGAGGGAGCAUAGAUGUCGCGACAGGGGCGUUGGGCAGCGUCCUGGCCAAGCUGGGGGUGCUGCUCCAGGAUGGAUUCAAGCAUAAUCUGCCGAAGAGCGCAAAGCAUGACAUCCACUCUCUCCGGAUGGACCUACAGAUUAUGUACUCAGUCCUCCGCGAUGUGGUAGAUUCGCGCGCGGAGCAGCAGGGGCACAACAAGCUGUGGGCACUGGAGCUGCGGGAGCUCUCGUACGACGUGGAGGAUGCAGUCGACACCAUCCUGGUACGCCUGGGCGGCCUUGAGUCGUCCACCGAAGCAGCAAGCAGCACGGGAUCGAGCUGGCUCAUUAAGAUUACCAAGAGGGCCACAACCCAUAAGGUCUUUGACGAGAUCAAAGACAUCAGGUUACGCGCCAAGGAGGUAAAUGAAUGGCGUGAUCGGUACAUGAUAGAUGACAGUCUACAUAAGCCUCGAGUUUCUGCUAUCUACGACCCUCCUCGCCUGCCUGCAGAUCUGUCCGUCGACCAGCACAGCCUAGUUGGGAUUGACCAGGCAGCGGCCGAGCUAAUAGAGAUGUUGGCAUUGGAGGGUGGUGCGUUCGAGCGGCGAUUGAAGACAGUGUCCAUAGUUGGAAUGGGAGGACUAGGCAAGACAACUCUUGCCAAACUAGUCUACAGCAUGCUUAAGGAUCGGGACCAGUUUCAAUGUGGAGCUUUUGUUUCGGUGAGUCAGUGUCCUAAUAACAGGAAGAAAGUUUUCUGGGAAAUGCUCUACCAACUGGAUGGAAAAAAUUAUAACAACGUCCAGUACAAUGCAGAUAACAAUGUAGACCAACUCAUCCAUGCAAGCCGAGACUCCCUUCAGAACAAGAGAUACUUCAUUGUUGUUGAUGACAUCUGGUCUAUGGAAGCAUGGGAGGUGAUCAGAUUAGCUUUGUUGGAAAAUAAUAAUGGGAGUAGAGUAAUCACAACAACCCGUAUAUUUGAAGUUGCAUCAAGUGCUGAUGAUGUUUAUACAAUGCGGCCCCUCUCUCCUGAGAACUCCAAAAGAUUACUCUGCAAAAGAAUAUUUAGUGGUGAAGACAAUUCCGAUGGUGUUGAAUUGGCUGAGGUUCGUGACAAAUUAUUGAAGAAAUGUGAUGGCUUGCCAUUAGCUGUCCUUACAAUAGCUGGUGCAUUGGCUGGUAAAACAAUUGAACAGUGGUAUAUGGUAUACAAUUCUAUUGCUUUUGGGCAUGUAAAUGGCAGAGUUAUGGAUGAUAUGAUACGUAUAUUGUCUUUGAGCUAUUAUGAUCUACCGCCACAUUUAAGGACUUGCUUGUUGUAUCUAAGCAUAUUUCCAGAAGAUUAUUUAAUCAAGAAAGACUUUUUAAUUUGGAGGUGGAUAGCUGAAGGUUUUAUUGAAUAUGAUGGCGGUAGAAGCUUAUUUGGAGUCGGAGAGAGUUACUUCGCGGAGCUAAUAAACAGGAGCAUGAUCCAGCCAGUAGAGGUCGGUGACAGAGACUCGGUGGAUGGUUGCCGUGUUCAUGGUGCGGUGCUUCAUCUCCUCCGUUACCUCGCAAGAGAAGAAAACUUUGUUACUCUCCUGAUAGACAACAUGCUAUCCUCAGGAAGGGGUAGGCCCCGCAGGUUAGCCCUCCAAGGAAAUAAUGAAGACCACACUCUGCAGACUAACAUUGACUUGGCGAACGUGAGGUCAUUUAAUGCAAGUAUGUGUUCUGCUAAUAUGAUGCCGCUACUGUCAGGGUUUAAGUUUCUGCGUGUUCUAGCUUAAGUACGUUGGAAAGUUAUUUCUGUUGAGGUACCUAGGACUAGUGGGGGCACCUAUCAGUGAGCUCCCAGAUGGAAUAGGAGAACUAGAGUUUCUACAGACACUGGACUUGAGGGAAACUGGCAUACAAGAACUGCCACGGAGCAUCUGUCGCCUAAGAAAACUGAUGUGCCUUUGUGUUGACAGCACUGCAAGAUUGCCUAGUGGGAUUGGGAACCUAGUGGCCCUGGAGGACCUGCGGUUAUACUCAGUGAGUACUCUUCACUUUGUUAAAGAUGAGUUGGGACAGCUGACAAAACUGAGGAUUCUUGAAAUUCGCUUUGAAGAACUGGAUGAGCAAAUGGAGGAUGCUUUCUUGCGGUCUCUGAGCAACUUGCAAAACCUGCAAACUCUCGUCGUUGAUAAUUUUGGUGGAUCAUCCAACUUUGAUCGCAUGGAGAAGUUCUUUGAUCCACCUCGUCGUCUUCGGAGAUUGACCAUGACCAGAACCGCGUUGCCGGCCGAGUGGAUAGGGAGUCUUUCAGCACUCUACUACUUAUGCAUCGAGGCCCCGGAGCUGCGUUUGGGGGACCUGAAGAUCCUUGGAGGGUUGCCGAGUCUCCGUUCCCUGUGGAUAUCAUCAAGAUCAAAUGAAAGGCCGCUCGUGAUCACCGCUCGUGAUUUCCUUCUCUUAUAGAGUUCACUCUCUUGAACCUUCGGGCCAGAUUUUCAACGAGGAGCCAUGCCAAAGGUUCGGAGAGUCGAGUUCAGUUUCAGCCUGCGCGAUUUCAGCUCUAGGGCUGAUUUUGGCUUCGGAUUGGAGAACCUGCUCUCACUUGAGCAUGUCACCAUCCGUCUCCACGACAAGGUGCAUAGUGUGGAAGCCGCACUGAGGCACUUAACCAAGAAACACCCCAGACGUCCCACAAUUACACUGAUAAGGGACGGCGAAGAACCAACAGAUACUGCGGCUUCCAACGACACAAGAACACAAGAAGAGUUGGCGGAAAUGGAAGCUAAGCAAUUGGAAGAGAGGAGGGAUAAAUUCAUUCAGGAACUUCAUGAGGAGAAUUUGUUGUUGGACGACUUGCAAGCUCAGCUCAUGAAGAUAUCCGAGCAUAAGAGAUAGAACAAGGAGGAAGAGGCAAGAAUCUUGCUGGAGGGGGCCAGGGUGCUAAUUAGUAGGUAGCCGCUAAAUUCUACAGUGCCCGGUAUGGUUGGAGUUUCAGAGCUGGAAGGAUCUUCAAGCAUUGGUUGGGGAGGGGGGGGUGUUGAAACAUGAGCCAAUGGCUGAGUUUUUGGGUUUUGUUAGAAAGUAUGGGUUGUUAUGUUCUUAGGAAUAUAAUGGCUGGAAAGUUGUCUGAAUGUUUGUUGGGUAUGUUUAAGGGACUGUGUGUAAUUCCCUUCACCCCAACCAUGGUCGGAUGGCACCUGGAUUAGGGGGCGGGGGAGGAGGUUGUGGUCGUUUCCCUUUUGUGUUCUUUUCUUCGCUUUUGUAGUGGGUGUGUUGUGAACCCGUUAUUAUUUCUGUUAAUGGAAAUGGUGGAGCAGAGCUCUCCUAGUUCAAAAAAAGUAUCGUACUGGGAUAUAUUCUUACAGAAAUGUGGUACC
Molecule: messenger RNA, 3538 nt
Organism: Oryza sativa Japonica Group (Japanese rice)
Lineage: Eukaryota; Viridiplantae; Streptophyta; Magnoliopsida; Poales; Poaceae
Product: disease resistance protein RGA5-like
Biological process (GO): defense response to other organism
Molecular function (GO): ADP binding
Source: RefSeq, a predicted model, not a curated record